This is a messenger RNA of Homarus americanus (American lobster), 1380 nucleotides long. RefSeq names its product glutathione hydrolase 7-like. Gene Ontology annotation, biological process: glutathione catabolic process. NCBI's taxonomy places the organism in Eukaryota, Metazoa, Arthropoda, Malacostraca, Decapoda, Nephropidae. Gene Ontology annotation, cellular component: plasma membrane. The record is from RefSeq and is a predicted model, not a curated record. Gene Ontology annotation, molecular function: glutathione gamma-glutamate hydrolase.
GCGAGGAUUUAAUGUAUCAGCACAACUUGCAGAGGCUCUGAGUACCAUCACAGAAGAUGGUGUUACACCCUUUGACCAAACCUUCUUCCCUAAUAGAAACAAGCUUAAGAAAGGCAGCUUAAUGCGUCGAGAAAAUUUUGCUGAGUUUUUGAAAAAAGUAGCAACAUAUGGUGCUAAUAGUUUUUAUGCCCUGGAAUUUGGUGUGGAAGAAAUGGAAGCACUAAGAGCCAAGGGGUCAGAAAUACAAGUGAAAGACUUUGAUGAUUAUAGGGUUCGGGAAAGGCCAUGCAUCCAUAUGUCCAUAAAUAAUAGGUCACUCUAUACAGCUCCUGCACCAUUUGGAGGUCCUCAGCUUUUGACAGCAAUACAUCUUUUACAAAACUCAAAAAUAACCCACAGUACCCCACUCUACACCCUCUACCAUUCUUUCAUUGAAGCCAUCAGAAGAAGCUAUGCGGGGUUUAUCGAAUUAGCAUAUGCAGAUGAAACGGAUCUUCAAAAUCGGACUGAGUUGCUUUUGUUAUCAACCUCUGACGAAGCUAUAGACUCAUCGGUAACACCAGCCAGUCCUGAUGUGCCACUUCUUCCAGAACAAGCUGCUUCAUCCAUUUCUGUUAUUGACACCUUUGAUCAAUAUGUCACAACAGUUGUAGGACUGGGGACAUACUUCGGUUCAAGGGUUAUGACAAAACAUGGGAUCCUCUUCAACAACCACUUGGCUAAUAUGCUGCCUCACCCGUCUACCCACCCAGAGGAUGUCCCACACUCUCAUGCUCGACCCCUCACCUCAUACACUCCAGUAAUUCUGACUAACACCAGACAGGUGUGUGGAACAAGAAUAGUUUUGGCAAGCCCAGAUGUUGGGGCAGCAGUGCAAGUAGUGGGACAGAUGGUGUUUCGGGAGAAUGACCUGACACAAGCCAUUGAGCAGCCCAGAUUCACUGUGAAGCCCGGCACCAACCAAGUGUUUGUAGAAGAUUUGAGAAAUGCUGAUCGUCUUCCUGGCUCCGUCCGUAACAAAUUAAUUGCUAUGAACCAUAGCCUUGAGUUACUCCAUCUACCAUAUACCAGUGUUAAUGGUAUUACUAAAAAUAAAGACGAGUUAAUAUCAUGGUCUGAUGCUCGUGGUGGGGGAGUUGCUCACAGGUUAGAGACUGCCCCCAAACAUACAGGGAAUAAUACUGAUAAACCUUAAAUAUUUCACUUUUGAUAUAGUCUGUGCAGUACAGUACAGUAUAUUCUUAUGAAUUUCUGUAUUUUAUGUAUAUCCAAGUACCCGUAUGUCUUCUUUCAGUGUUUGUUAUGGAAUAUAAAAGUUGUAAUAAUUUGCUGAGGGUGGUUCUUGUCAUAAAGAAAAAAUGCACUUUUUGUUGACUUGUU